Molecule: messenger RNA, 5328 nt
Organism: Necator americanus (New World hookworm)
Lineage: Eukaryota; Metazoa; Nematoda; Chromadorea; Rhabditida; Ancylostomatidae
Exons: 46
Coding region: 1-5328 (1775 amino acids)
Biological process (GO): positive regulation of transcription by RNA polymerase II
Cellular component (GO): NSL complex
Source: RefSeq, a predicted model, not a curated record
AUGGAGUUGGAUGUGCAGCUGAGUUCGAGCACCAGUGCUGCUCUCAGAUCUUUGGAGGUCGUCGGUAAACCAACUGAUGCCGGGAGGAUUGGAGCUUCCGCAAAAAACUCGCCACAUGUUUCGAGUUCAUCAGAGUCAUCUGUUCAUGCUGCGAGGAGGAAACGACAAGAUACCCGGCGUUCGUCCUCAAAUUCGGCUUCAUCUUCCAAACGCGCAGCCGGUGUUCAAGUAGAGGACGACAAUAAAUCUACGGCGUCACAAAAACGCAGGCGUAAAUCUCGCCAGCUUCCACACGAAGGCCAAGAAUAUGCUGGUUCUUCGUUGUUCACAAUGCCAUCUUCUUCUACUCGAGCUCGCCAUCUAACAUCUCGCAGAUAUUCCCCAUCGCCAGAUUCUCGUCCAGGGGCAAAGUUGAAGAACUUAAUGACCAAACUUAAGGUUAAGGAAACGUCAGGAAGGAAAAGAUCAGACUUUUCUCUGGCCAGAUUAUCGAAAGAGUACGACCUCUCGUCAAGUAUAAUUCUUGGAAGUUUGCAAUGUGAUCCUGUAAAUUUCGAUUUCCGAGUUGAGACGGAGGAUACUGGCAUUGCUAUCGCACCAGAACAUCCACGAAUCGUGGUUCCGAUUUCUCUAACAAACGUUCAGCCUGCAUCUUCAACCACGCCGAACUCCAACCAUCCAUGCAAAACAUUUAAGGAAUCGGCUGUGAAAGAGGAAGCCCUUAGCGUAAAAUCAUCAGACGAUGAAGGCGACGAUGUUGAUGAUGAACCUACGGAGCCAGUUGUACGAAUGGCAGACAUCGGAGCGGCCCCGUUUACCCCUACUCCUAUGUUACCGCUUCCUGCUCCCUUAACUGCAAAACCAAUGAGAAGAUUUAAACCAUCAGCUCCGGUAAUAAAACUACCUAGACGAAGAACAUUUGAUUUUGCAAACAGAGUUGAUGUUUCUGAACGAUCAUCUUUAACAUCUACGAGUUCUGCUGAUGACACUUCCAAAACAAGAGAGGUUCGUAGACGAAGACGAACAGUUGAUGAUUUAGAGAGCACUGACAGCUCUUUCUCUGUAGUACCGACUCCUGAGGAACAUCUACCCAUACCCUUGAAGCGCAGGAAGCGGCGUACAGUGGUAACAGUGAUAGAGAACGUUCACACGCCGUUGGCCGAAUCAGUGAGCUUGGAGCAAAGCUGCUCUCAGCUUGAUGUGGCUUCAAAAGAAAACAAGUCAGAGAACAGCACAUCUCAAAGUACUUCUGUCGAAACAAGGCGAAAAUCAAGGCACAUUUCGAGGGAAAAACGCAGGAACUCCAAUGGUCGUCAAGAUGAGUCGUCGUCGAAGAACGAAGAGUUGGUUGCAAAACGGCCAAGACGACUUUCUGCUGGCAAAACAAUCAACUUUUUAGCUGAUGCCAAUGUAGUCAAAACUAGAGGAUCUUCAGUUGGGACGAGAUCCAAGGCCAAACCGGUCGCAGUUGCAGAAAUGUUGUGCUCAAAUUCGGAGGAUGCUUCUAAUCGCAGUAAGGAAUCGGACUCAACAGAAACAUGUGAAGUCGUUCCACCACGCCCGGCCCCGAAUGUCUCAAAGGAUAUGUUACCCAAUGAGGUGAAGCCGGAUCUUCCGCAAGUACUUGAUGAACCUAAGAGGACUGAAAAGGAUUCGCAAGAAAGUCCUGAACACAAUGCUGGAUCCGGAUUAAGUGCAAAUGCGACACUUAUUACUGAGGAUAGAGCAAAGGAGGGCAAAAACAUUUUGUGUGAAUCCAAAUCAACAGCUUCUGAAGAAAAAUUCAAGCCACACUCCGUUCAUCUCAAAACAACUGAAGAUGGAAAAGCUAGGAUUUUGGCGGGCAGCGCAGAAGGUUCAUCUUCACUGUGUUCAUCUAGAAAAUCUUCGUCGCUGUUGAACAUCCGGAGGUCAUCGCGUAACCACACUCUGACUGAGAAAAUGCGGGAUUUGGAGCACCAAGGAAAACAUAGCGGUUCAUCUACCCCCACUACUAGCAGACCUGUGGAUCCUAAUUCUGCGUUAGGGAUCCUACAGAGGGUGUCAAGGUUCAGUCGUCCUAUCAGAUCUCCUUCUCCGCAACCUCUUCAAACUGUUCUUCCUCGUAGUAGAAGAAGAAAUCUUGGGUCAACAGAUCAACAACAAUCCCAGACUUCCAAUGUCGAACAACCACCACAUUCUGAUGAAAAUGCAUCAUUGGAAUGUGAGGACAGGAAUAGUGACCAACCAUUUGUGUUGGAUAAAACUACUGGAACUGUUGCGAAAGGUACUGAAAUAGAGGUUACGUUAAGCUCCUGUGACUCCACUAAGCCUGGUACCCUCGAUGAAAAAGAAUCGGCAACUCCAUCAUCGCCAGCAUGUUCGAAGGUAACUUCCGCAAACGAAGAAGUGGAACUACCAACCCCAGCAGGUCGCUCCUCUCGACUCGUUAAACCUUGCUUCCGUUUUGCGAACGAAGAUUUCGUCUCCCCUUUGAGAAAGAGAAGAGGGAGCAAGUCGGCAGCAGUUGAAAUAACGACUGGAAAAGGGAAGGAUACGCUAACUGUGGACAGUCCACAGACGGAUACGAUUGAAUCACCUAACGAUGAGCCUAAACCGAGCAACGUUGUGGACGCUACUCAUCGACCUGUAGACCAUUCUUUAAAUGCGGCUCCUCUAAAGACAUCACCUAAACCUGCAACUUUUGGGAUUCCCGUUCAUACAAUGGAGACAAGAAGGCGAUCGAUAGGAAAGAAAGCAAGGCCAAUAAAAAUCAAGCUUAGACUUGGCAACUUCCCUCGAGUUAUAGCUGUGAAUCCUGGUAACGAAACUAAAACGGAUGUGUCAGAAACUCCAAAGCCUGCGGUUUCUGAACCUCCAGUGAUAAAGAAACCUGCUAAGAAGUACAAUUCGCCUUGGUCGCGAUACAUACCAUCAGUGAAACCUGUUCUUGGUAAUAUCUACUACAGUGACGGAACAGUGGAAAAGCUCGGUGUUUCUGUUAAUGCUGUAAUGGAUCGGUUGUUAGCUGAGGUGUGCCAAGACGGCAUUACCAGGCAUUCAGCUAUUGUAAACAAGCGAGAGAAAAGGAAGAGAAACAUUGAGAAGGCACGCGAACGUGUUGCACGUUUGAAAGAAGAAAAGACUGCUAGAGAAGCUCAAGGAUGGGUGACGAAGCAAGCAAAAAACACCUAUCCCAGUCCCAUAGAGGGCUCUCCUGAUUCAAAUGAGUUGGCUCCACGAGUUCGUGGUAAUAUACUGCAAAAAGACUUUCUCUAUCCAUCAUUGAAGCGCGGGACGAAAGCAGAGAAGAGGAAGAAUGAUGAAUUGCGACGCGCAAGGUCUCGUAGAGUCAUGAGUCAGUUGGCAGGAUCAGCUCUCGAAGAGAAGGAUAUAUUGCACACUGGACGACGGGGUUCUGCUCCAAGUAAAGAUGAUCCUGCAAACGUUGGUAGACUCCGAGAGCCGUCUCCGUUUGAUCCGGAGAAGCAAGAAAGGCUACGACUGGAUGCAGAAGAACGCGAAAGACAGAAACGGCUCACUAUGCCGAUUUCCUUCAACACUUUCCUUUCUUCUAAGACGUCCGUUCUUGUUGCGCAGCCACUGCUGCAGCCUCAGCGGGUUAACGAUCGAGCUGCAGUUGCUGAUCAUUUUUAUCGUGAGUUGCUCUGUGAGAACACUUCGACAGGUGAACCAGUGGAGGACUCGUGGACUGAAUUCGACAUGGAUAUCGAAGAUUGUUUGGAUGUAACAACUAUUGAGGCUGUGCAUAUUCCUAAGUUCGAUGAUUACGUAGCUCCACCAGAGUUAGAUGAAACUGCCGAGCCUGUAGCAGCUAAAGUUGAACAGAUGCUUUUGAGACCCAGUCUCUAUGCUGAGGAAGAUGGGAUAGCGUAUCUAUAUGAAAGAGCCCUGGAACAACCAGAGCUACGUCGUAAUCUUCUAAGUAUGGCUAUUGAUUGUAUUUCUGCACUGCAUGUUGCCCGUUUAUCUGCUUGUGGCCGUGAAGCAGCAGUUAUUGUGUAUAACACAGUUACACAUCAAGCAAGUAAGAUGCGCGAUGUCAUUUGCAUGUUUAACAAGGAUCGCGAAGAAGCUGUCUUCUGGAUGCACCGUUAUUUGAUAGAAAUGUUGCCAGUUGAAUUGUUAGCUUCAUAUCUAUUUCUACUGCGACAUACAAGACUUCUGAACUGUCAGGUGAAAUCAAUUGUACGAAGCACCCAGAAUGAGUGUACUCCUUGGCCUGAGGUUACACGAAUUAUUGGAAGAUAUGUGGAAGAGAAUGUGGUUGAACCAGAUGCGGCUGACUUGGACCGAACAAUUGCUCCGGCUUCACAUUCCGAUGUGAUAUUUGUGCUAGUGGCACCGAACAUUUCUGUUGGAGAUUUUUCUGUUAGAGAUCGCUUCCACGAUCCUGUAUUCAAAUGGCUUCGCGAUAUUGGCCACCCAGCUUCUUCGAUUGUCAGGAUCAAAAUAGACGAAACAUAUUCUACAGCCAUAAGUGAAAUGGUCUACUCAGCUGUAAACUUGAUCUCACGCGUGGUAACGAAGACAGUCAGGGAACAUAGACAAAAGCGCGUUGUUCUAGUUGGUUGGGGAACAACGUGCUGCUUUAAUCAUAUGGUUUUAAGUUCAGUUCCUGGUGUCUCAGCUGUAAUAGAUCUUGCAUUCCCUGUAUUAUCACUAGAUGGGCCACGCGGGGAGCCGGAUGACGAUAUUUUGCUCACAUAUUGUCCAUCACUUUUUGUUGUUGGUUCGCAGGCCUGCGACUACCAUCCUGGUGCAAUGAAAAUGAUGAGGUCAAGCAUGAUUAUGCCAUCAGGCCUUGUUGUCAUUGGUCAUGCUAACAACAAUCUGCUCGUUUCUUGUGCUACUCUGUCACGUCUCCGUAUUACUCAACGUGUUAUCAGCCGAUGCAUAGUGGAGCAAAUUUCUGAUUUUCUUGGAAUGGAGUGGACUAAGCGCGAACGCUCACGUUUAGUGCCUAUGACAUUGAACGAUACUUUCAAGGUUGAUCUCAUGCAGCUGAAGAUUGACGAGAAAGCAGCUCAGGCGAGUCGCAAGCCGAAGGAUGAUUCCCUAAUUCGAAAGAAGAAAUUAUCUGGAACUCCUCUGCAGUCUCCGGUUCCUCGCGAAGCUUCACCUUCUCCUCUUCCAAUUUCGCAAUUGGAAAGCGUUCGGUCAAACUUCCAAACACUUCUGAAAAAGGCUGGUACAGAGGAACGACUGCUGUCAAGUGCAUUCAAGGAACCCCGUUUACCAGUGAAACCAACGUCUAGAAUGACCUCACCAGUGCCUCGCACCGAUUCCCCAAAUCUCUUGGAUCCGGCUUCCAUUUCGUUGAUUUAA